AUGGAUGUCAAUACAUGGACACGAUUUAUUAUUUUAAUUAUCUAUACAGUUGGAGUAACAGCUACAGAUUAUUAUAAAAUCUUAGGAGUCAAACCAAAUGCAACUGAAAAAGAAAUUAAACGCAAAUUCCGUCAAUUAGCUAUAAAAUACCAUCCUGAUAAAAAUAAAGAUCCCAAAGCCGAAGAAACAUUUUGUUCUAUAGCGGAAGCAUGUGAUGUAUUAAGUAAUCCAGAUAAACGUCGGCAAUAUGAUGCGCAACGUCAUCAAUCAUUUACCUCUUCCUCAUCAAAUCGAGAUGGCUUUUCUGAUUUCGAUUCUAAGAUGCACGAUUUCUUCGAAGAGUUUGAGGCUUUUCAUAAGGCUCGUCGUCAAGCUUAUGAACGUGCUCAUCAAUAUUCCCAUCAACAUGCUCAUCAAUAUGCUCAUGAAAGUGCUUAUGAAAGUGCUCCUCAGCAUGUACAAAAAAAUGUUUCUAAUUUAAUUUUAUUUGUUUUAUUGAUUGUAAUUUGGAUUUAUUCUAAAAAACGAAAUCCACAGCGAGAAAGUCCAAUUUCAACAGAUGAAGCAAUACAUCGAAGUGAACAUAUGAAAAAAAUUCGAGAACAACAACAAAAACGAUAUGAACAAGAAGCUUUACGUCGUUUAAAAGAAAAACAACAAAAACGAUAUAAACAAGAACCUUUACGUCGUUUAAACGAAAAACAAGCUAUUUAUUAUUAG
Messenger RNA from Adineta steineri, 720 nucleotides. Lineage: Eukaryota; Metazoa; Rotifera; Eurotatoria; Adinetida; Adinetidae. The record is from the annotation of a GenBank genome assembly.